Prunus persica (peach) is the source of this 1193-nucleotide messenger RNA. RefSeq lists its product as uncharacterized. NCBI's taxonomy places the organism in Eukaryota, Viridiplantae, Streptophyta, Magnoliopsida, Rosales, Rosaceae. The record is from RefSeq and is a predicted model, not a curated record. Bases 96 to 1028 code for a protein of 310 amino acids. The transcript is spliced from 4 exons.
CAUUCCUGUGCUGCGCCUGCACAUAUUCAUUUAGGUUGCUUAGGAAUCUUGCACAAAUAUAUGGCUCUGCUUCUUCUUCUGGUUGAUAUUUUAAUAUGUUCGCUCAUAUGGCUUUGGUGUCUUUCCAUCCAUUCAUCUCUCAGUUCUGCUACUGUAACUCAACCAAUAUCAUCACACGUAUUACCAUUCAUUCUGGUGCUGUCCUUCACAAAAAACUAAACAAAACAGCAGCUAAUAAUGUUGUUUCUGCUGAAUUCCAUCCACCAAUUUGUAAUGACGGUCAACCUAUUAUUGGCACAACAAGCUUCUUCUCUUCAAAAUCAAGGCAGAGAGAAAGAGGGUUGUUGCUUGUGCCAUUGAAUGCCAAAAACUCUGGAUUACCAGGAGAUGAGGAGGAUCCGCGAGCUCUCGAAACAGUGCUCAAACUCUACACUGCCAUCAAGAACAAAAAUAUUCGCGAGUUGUCGGAGAUAUUAGGAGAUGAAUGCCAGUGUGUCUGCAACUUAUUCUCAAUUUUCCGACCCCUCCGAGGAAAGAAGCAAGUAUUGGAUUUUUUCUCAUAUCUAAUCCGAAACUUGGGGAAUAACAUUGAAUUUGUUGUAACACCGACAUUGCACGAUGGAAUGAAUGUCGGAAUUCAGUGGAGCUUAGAGUGGAAAAAAACGCAUGUGCCUCUGGGAAAGGGCUUUAGCUUCCAUAUUUGUCAAAUCUACAAAGGCAAGGUGAUGUUAAGAAAUGUGGAGAUGUUCAUGGAACCACUCCUCCAUAUUGAACCCCUUAGACUGGUAAGCAAAGCAAGCACCUUGCGACUUCUUAUUUCCACUUCAGAAAUGUGUCCCUUAUUGCUGUUUUCUUUGUCUUCUUAUAUAUCACUUGUGCAGAAACUCAUGGGAAUUAUGACGGCUGUACUGGAUAAGAUUGGGUUCAAUGUAGUGUUCAAGGGCAAGGCAAACAGACUUGUGUUGGCUUUCCUCCUCCUGCUCAUCAAGGCCGCCAUUCUGAUUUUACUGAAACUCGUCUUGCAUUAAGCCACCAUCACCCACCCGAGGCGCAGGUGCUGCAGGGCAGACCUUGGUGGGUUUUGAUUUAAUGUACUAUUUUCAUACAAAUUAACAAUUUGCAAUUCCUUCUCCACUCCACCGUGUGAUGGUAAAGUCGAAAAUUUGAUAAGAAAAAGGUGCUCAUUCUGCAAA